Meriones unguiculatus (Mongolian gerbil) is the source of this 1119-nucleotide messenger RNA. Its product is annotated as Friend virus susceptibility protein 1-like. Lineage: Eukaryota; Metazoa; Chordata; Mammalia; Rodentia; Muridae. The coding region runs from base 304 to 1119 and encodes 271 amino acids. The transcript has a single exon. The record is from RefSeq and is a predicted model, not a curated record.
AGUUUCCUCCCACCAUGUUCUUCGGAGGGAUUUGUGCCCUCCUAGGUUUUGUUUUUCAAGGUUACUAGCAGACCAGAGCAUCAUGUUGUGUAUCUUGAAGCCAAGAAGCCAUCCAUCAACAUCCUAAUGUGGAAAUCUAAAUAGGCCUGUGGCCAUGAGACCAGGACCAGCCUCUCUACAGGCGGUUCUUCAGAUAGCCAGGCUUCCCUCCAGGUGGUCCUGCAGACAACCCACUUCUCUCUGUCUCUGUAGCACCAUUGCUUCUAGCCCUCUUGCUGUCUUUGCCUUGAGGCUAUCAGGGCUAUGGCAGAGAGAGUGCUGGUGCCUGCCCAGAUAGGCCGGGGGGACCGCUACUACACGUACACGGAGCUGUUGGCUAUUUCACAACGUUUCAAGCAGAAUCCCAAUGAGCUCAUGGUCACCUGGAUCCUGCGGGUAUAUGACCAGGGAGGCUCUGCCCUGUCCCUAAAUUCUGGAGAGCUGGGUCUGCUGGGUGACCUCACCCAUGAUGCCAUCUUUAACUACCGUUGCAAGGCCCUGCAAGUGGCUGGCUGCCAGACACUGCUAAGCUGGCUGUUGCAGGCCUGGCGCCAGCGCUGGGAGUCCUCCCUGCAUUUUGAGGCCACUGAGCUGCCCUUCAGGCCUUGGACCACCAUGGAGGAAGGAAUCCAGCUGGUGCGUGAACUGGGCAUGAUUGAGUGGAUCUACCUUGACCCAGAGGGGCCUGUGGACCUGGAGGAUGUGGCCUUUACUCAGGGCCUGCAGCGACGCCUGUUCACAGCAGCACCCUCUGAGUUGCGGCUCUCGUUGGUCAGCCUGCUGGUGCGUGGCAUGACAGUAUUAGAGGCUGUGAUGGAGAUCCAGACCAUUGCUGAUGUGGGCCUGCUGUGGCGCCAGAGCCAUCCAGGCCGCACCAAGCUCAUGCUGGGGCCUAACCCAACUCGAAAGGACCUCCUAGGCUGGCUGCUCAGCCACGGCGUGCCCUUGGAGCAGGUGGACAGGCAGCCCACCAAGGUGCUUCUGGAACUGUACAUCAAAGAAGCCAAGCGCAGUCGUGGCCACCCCAAUUAUGGGCUGGCUGAGGAGCAGCCUCCACCCCCCCCCCCCCACUCCGACUAG